UAUCUAUGUAAACAACGUAGUAACAUUUAGCAGUGUGAAGCACUUGAAGGCCAAGUUCUUUUUUUCCCCUCUUAACAUCUGAAUGGAUAAAAAAACCGGAAGUGGAAUAAAAACAGAACGAAAUUGCGCAUAAUUAUUACUGAAAAAAAUGUUCACAAGUGGGACUAUAUUUUCGCGUAGAAAUAAAUGUCUGUUUCUCGCUAUAUUUUCAACGGUUUUAUUUUUUAUUUUACUGUUAAAUAUUGGAGUAUUUAGUAGUGUUCCAACGUACACUGGAGAACUCUGUAAACUUGAUGAAAUUCAAGUUCAAGGUAGUUUUGAUAGAAAGAAAUUUGCAGGAAAUUGGUACGCAACUUUUACAAAAGGGCUAGACAAUUCCCUUCUUGCGAAUCUUUUGGACUUUUAUGACGUCAAGACAAAUUUCAUCCUCAGAGAUAACGGAGAUUUCGAUAUCAAAUCAGUUGGAGGAAAAUUUUACGGAAUGUGGUGUCCCGAGGGACUUGGACAUAUGUCGGCCGAAGAUAAAGAAUACCCACAGAAACUGGCAAUUUUCUUUGAUACACCCACGGGGAAACAGUUUGGAACCAAGCCAGUAUGGGUUUUAAAAACUGACUACAAAAGGUAAGUUGUUAAAACUGACUACAGUUAGAU
Molecule: messenger RNA, 651 nt
Organism: Mercenaria mercenaria
Lineage: Eukaryota; Metazoa; Mollusca; Bivalvia; Venerida; Veneridae
Product: purpurin-like
Exons: 2
Coding region: 149-625 (158 amino acids)
Source: RefSeq, a predicted model, not a curated record